Molecule: messenger RNA, 5997 nt
Organism: Plasmodium falciparum 3D7
Lineage: Eukaryota; Apicomplexa; Aconoidasida; Haemosporida; Plasmodiidae
Exons: 1
Coding region: 1-5997 (1998 amino acids)
Source: RefSeq, a predicted model, not a curated record
AUGUAUGAAUAUAAAAAAAAUAAUUGUAACAUUAAAGAUAAAAAAAUAAUACAAACUAUCAAAAGUUGUACAAUUAAUUUGAAGGUUGAAGAGCAAGGGCUCAACCCUAAAAAGAAAGUCAUCAGGAAAAUAAAAAAUGAUGAAGAAGGGAAGGUUAAAAAAGGAACUCUCAAUCGAAUAAAAAGUAAUGAUAAAAUUAUGGUAGUGGACAAGGUGAGGAAAAAAAAAGAAGAUACAAAUAAAUAUAUGAAUAAAUGUAUGAAUAAAUAUGUAAAUAAAGGCAUUAAUAAAGAUAUAAAUAAAGGCAUUAAUAAAGAUAUAAAUAAAGGCAUUAAUAAAGAUAUAAAUAUAGAUAAAGAUAUAGAAAGGAAGAAAGAGGUAAAAAGACUGAUCAAAUAUAAGACACCUCGUGCCCUUAACCCUAAACAUAGUAAGGUUAUGAAAUUGUUGAAUUAUCGUAGUUGUAUGGAACAAAAAAAUACAAUAAACAAAAAUAAUGUUGUGAAUAAUCCUAUUUAUGAUGAUGUUUAUAAGUAUCAUCCAUUAUGUCAUAACAUAAGGAGAGAUGCUUAUAAGAAAUAUGCGUGUUGUAAGGUAGGAGAUAAAAAUGACAAAACAUUUUCUAACCUUUUUCUUUUAAAUAAUAAUAUUUCUAUAAAUAAAAAGAAAAUAGGUGGUAUGGAUAUAAAAAAAAAAAAAAUAAUAAAGAAUUUACAAGUUUGUAAUGAUGCAAUGGAUGUAAAUAUGAAUAAUUAUGAUAAUCAAAUGGAAGGUAAUAAUAAUAAUAUUAAUCAUAAUAUUAAUCAUCAUAGUAAUAAUCACAAUAUUAAUCAUCAUAGUAAUAAUCACAAUAUUAAUCAUCAUAGUAAUAAUCACAAUAUUAAUCAUCAUAGUAAUAAUCACAAUAUUAAUCAUCAUAGUAAUAGUAAGAAAGAUGUGCCUAUAUUAAGCAUAUCAAAUUAUAAGGAAAAAUAUACAUGUGCAAAUAAAUACUUGUGCUUACAGAAGAGUAAUAUUAGUUUUAAUGAAUUGAACGAUGAAAAAAAGAAAAUAAAAAAUAUUAAGAAUAAUAUUGUGAAUAAUAAAGAGGAACAAAAUAAUAUUAUAAAUGAUUAUAUAAAAAACGAAUCGCAUAAUAUAAAUAACAUGAAUUUAAAAAAAAAAAAACAAUUAUUAUAUAAAAAAAAUGUAAUAAACAGAAAUAAAUCAUGUAAUUCAAAAUAUGUAACAAAGAAUAAAUUAAUAUACAAUCAGAAAAAAAAUAUGGAUCCUCACCGAACUAUAAAUAGGAAAUGUUCUUGUACAAAUAUAAUAAAAGAAAAUAUUAUGAAACAAAAAGAUAAGGACUGUGUUAAAAAGAUGAAAGACAGAUCUAUGCAACAUACACUAUCGAACAUAUGUGUACAUACAAAUGAAAAAUAUAAAAAUAGAAAGAAAAAUAAUUUAUUUAUGGACAAGAUAAAGAAAAAGAAAUUAAAAAGCAAAAAUGAUGAUAUCAUAAAAUUGUGGAUAGCACAUAAAAGGAAUGAACUCAUAAUACCAUAUCAUGAAAAGUGUAUAACAAAUUGUUAUACCAGGGAAAUAAUAAAAAAUAAAGAAAUUAAAAAUGAACAUAUUGAUAGGAACAAUGUUUUUAAUAAUUAUUUAUUAACUAUAGAAGGAAGAAAGAGAGAAAUGAAAUAUAAAAAAAAAAGCGAAGUAAAAUAUAAAAGAAAGAGUAAGACGAAAUAUAGACAAAAGAGCAAAGUAAAAUAUAAAAGAAAGAGUAAGACGAAAUAUAGACAAAAGAGCAAAGUAAAAUAUAGAAGAAAAAACAACCAAGAUCAAAAUGUAAGUACUAACAAAAAUAUAAUUUCUUUGACCGAAGAUGAACAAAACAUAUACCCCUUCAAUAAAUGUAAUAUAAAAAAAAUAGAGAAAGAGUAUGAUAGAUAUAUAUUAAAAAUGAAUAAACACAAAGAAGAGUUAGAAUAUGAUAAAAAUAAUAAUACUUUUAAAGAGAAUCAUUCAUUUGAUAAAAAAUUGUUUAUGAGUAAUGAUAAUCAUUAUUAUGAUGAUAAAGAAAAUUUUCAUAAUAAUAUAAAAAAUAAAAGAAGAUGUGUAAGUCUAAAUAAUAUAAAUGAACCAAAAAUAUAUAAUCCAUUAUUUAUUACCAAUGAUUUUAGAUUAAAAAUAUGUUACAGUAAUAAUUUUAUGGAUUAUACCAAAAUAUAUAAUAAUAAUAAUGAUGAUGAUAAUGAUAAUGAUAAUGAUAUUUUUAUAAAGAAGACUGGUGAAUUUCCUCAUGAUAAAGAAAAAAAAAAAAAAAAAAAAAAUCAAAAAGAAAAUUCAUUAAUGGAUAAAGAAUUAUUUUUUAAUACUAGUGAUAAUUUAUUUUUAAUAUCUUUAGAUUCAGAAAUAAUAAAAUCCUCAUCUUUUUUUCAAGACGAUAAAAACAAAAAGUUACACAAUAAUAACAAUAAUUAUUUAAAUAUAGAUACUAAUAUUAUUAAAAGCUUACCAACAUAUGAAAUGAAUAAAGCUCAAGAGAAUUGUAAUAUACCUAUAUUAUAUAAUGAUGUUGUAGAAGGCAAUGAAAAUUAUCGUAAUGAAUUUUUAUUUCCUAAAGAUGAAAAGAAUAGAUAUUAUUCUUCUUAUAUGAAACAAACACAUGUACAUAACAAAUUGCAUGAUGAUAAUAACAAGUAUGUUCAUACUAUGCCUUUAUUAAAUCAUGAAGAAAAAUAUAUAAUAAACGAUUUUACGAAAAAAGAAAAAAAUAAGAGCAAUUGUAUUACUUACCAACAAGAAAACAAAGAAAAAAAGAAAAAGGAAAAAAUAAUAAAUUGUAAUAAUAUAAAAAUAUAUGAAAAUAUAAAAAAUGAUAGUAAAGAUAUAGAUAUGGAAGUAAAAUAUACCGAAGGGAAGAAUAAUCCUGAUCAUGCUGAAUAUAUAUAUUUGUGGGCAUCAGAAAUACACAAAACCCAACCCGAAAAAAAAAAAAAAAAAAAAAAAAAAAAAAAAGAAAAAGAAAAGAAUAUUAUAACAAGAGUAAAUGAAGAAAAUAUCUUGUUUGCAGAAUGUUGUGAGGAAAAUGAAUAUAUUCUACCAUAUCAUGUUAAUAAAGGAAAAAAAAAAAAAAAAAACACAAACAUAAUGGAAAAGGAUACAAAAAAUGUAGAAAAGGAUACAAAAAAUGUAGAAAAGGAUACAAAAAAUGUAGAAAAGGAUACAAACAAUGUAGAAAAGGGUACAAACAAUGUAGAAAAGGAUACAAAAAAUGUAGACAAAUAUACAAACAAUGAAAAAAAAAUGAUCACAUUUAUAAAUAAAAUGGAAUAUAAUAAUUGUAAGAUAAAAAAAUAUAAUAAUAAAUAUCAUAUGAAUACAAAAUUCUGUACAAGUCAGAAAAAUAAGUUAUAUUUUAAAGAAGAAAGGACAUAUAUAUAUAUACAUAAAGUUUAUAUAUUAAAAUGUUUAAUACGAAAAGAAAAUAAAAAGAAUAUUUCGAAUAUCCAAAAAAGAAGAAAAAAAUAUAUUCAAAAUUUAAUUAGAAAUAAUAUGUUAUUUAAUGAAGUCCAAAAAAAAUGGAUUAAAAAAAAAAUUCUCAAUGAAAAUUAUAAAUUAUUUUAUUUAAAAAAAAAAAUGUGCAAAUCUUAUAAAACUUCAAUAAUUUUAUUAAAUACAAAAGAGAAAAAUAAAAAACAAAGAAAAGAUCAUCGUAUAAGAAAUAAUGAAAAAAAAUGUGCAAAUAUGAUAUAUCAUGAGAAUAUGAUCCAUAAAAAUAUUCAUAAAGAUAGUAUUCAACAUUUGGAUAAUAAAAAAAAUGCUUUAAGACAAAAACAAAAUGAUUUUAAAAUUAUCAAAGGGAAAAAUAAUCAAAGGGAACGUUAUCAAAAUUGUAAUUUAUUAAAACAUUUAAAUAAUAAAAAGAAUGAACUACAAAAUAUUUAUAUUUUUAAGAAGAAGAAGAAGAAGAAGAAAAAAAAAAAAAAAGGUUAUAUAAACGUUCAAAGGAAAGCAAUAUACAAAAGAAAAAAAGAAAAAAAUUUAUUUUCUUCUUUGAUAUUAUUAAUUAAAACAAAGAGAAGAUAUCAUAGGAAUUUUUUUGUAACGAAUAAAGAUAAUGGUAAUAUAAAAUAUUGUAAGGAAGUAGAAAAAGAACAAAAAAAAAAGGAUGGAAUAAAAAAUAUAAUUUUUUUUUUUAAAUGUUCGAAUGGUGAAGAGGAGCAAAAGAAUAUCAUCAUGAAAGACAAAAAAGAACAGAAAUAUAAAAUAAAAGAGAAAGACAAAAUAGAAGAGAAAUAUAAUAUAGAAGAGAAAUAUAAUAUAGAAGAGAAAUAUAAUAUAGAAGAGAAAGACAAAAUAGAAGAGAAAUAUAAUAUAGAAGAGAAAGACGAAAAACAAAAUAAUAUUGAUUGUUACCAUGGUCAUCAUUAUUAUGAUGAAGAUAAUAUAAUAGAAGAUAUAUUAAUACCUCCAAAAAAUGAUUAUUAUAUAAAUAUAGAGAUGAUGAAGGAAAAGAGGAAACAUACUUGUCAACUCGAAAAAAAUAUUUCUCAAAAAAAAAAAGAAUAUGAUUUUUCUUUAAAUUUAGAAAAGUAUGUAUUAAAACAUCGUAUAAACGAUAUAAGUUGGAAAAAAAAAUACAUAUCACAAAAUAGUUUAAAAGAGAAGAUAGAUAUGAAAUAUGUUCCUUAUCAAUGUAAAGAACAAAAUGAAGAAAAGGAAAUAAUAAAAGACAACAGUGUCCAUAAUAUAGAAUAUAAAAAUAAAAAAAAAGAAAAAGAAAUCAUUAAUCAUAAUAUUUCUGUGAAAACUAAUACAUAUAUAUUGAACACAAACCAAAAAAAAAGGAAAGAUAAUUAUAAAGAACAUAUAAAAUAUAAUAAGAAUUUGUCCAUAAAUAAUAAUAUAAAUAAUAGGAUGCACACAAAAAAUAACAUAGAAACAUUAUUUAUUAACAAAAAAUAUUGGAAUUACAAACAAUCUAGUGAAAAAUAUAGUUCUAAAAAAAAAAAACACACAUUUCCAUUCAAACAAAAGUUAUCAAAAAAAAUAGAAGAAAUAAAAAAUAAAAAGGAUUUUACUACAUAUUUAUCUAGUAAGGAUAUUUAUACAAAUGUGUUUUUUUUUUCAGGAAAUAAAGAAAAAAAAAUAAAUAAUAAUAAUAAUAAUAAUAAUAAUAAUAAUAAUAAUAAUAAAAAUAAUAUGAAAGAUAAAGAAAACAUCCCACUGCAAGACGCUGUGAAAAAAAAAUGUAAUCAAAUAAUUAAAAGAACUUUAUCAUGUAUACCAUAUAUAUUAAAUAAUAAUAGAGGUGCAUUUUAUAAAAAACACACAAACAAUAUCAAUAAUAAUGAUAAUUAUGAUAUAUACUCUUCUAAUAACAUAUAUAAUAAAAAAAACAAAAACCAUAUCAUAUCACCACAUAAAAUAACCUUAAAAUAUAAAACCAUGCCCAUACCCUUUGAUCAUAAUAUCAAGGAACACAAUAUUCAACAACAAAAAUUAAACAACAGAAACAAUAAUAAUAUUAAGAAGAAUAAUAUAUAUGUUAAAAGUUACCAUUGUGAUAAUAUGGAAAAAAAUAUAAAAAGAAAUAAAUCAGUUUGUUUUUUAAAGAGAAGAAAUACAUGCUCCUUUUUUGAUGAAAAGAAAUAUAUAAAAAAAGGUAAUAUAGAACAUAUAAAUUAUCAUGAUAAUAUAGAAAAUAUAAAAUACGAUUCGAAAGAAAAUCUUCAUAAUAUUAUACAAUAUAAUAAAUUCCCCUUGUUUAAAAGGACAAAAAGUUCUAUACUACUUAAAAGAAAUAACAAUGAACAAGAAAAAAUUAAAAUAAAAAAAAACAUUUCCAUAAUAAAACAACAAAUAAUUCAUAAAAAAUAUAUAAAGAAUAAAAUAUGUAUAGCCCAAAAUGAAGAUUUCCUUAAAAAUAAACAAAAAGGACAUCACGAUGUUUCAAUAUUAAAAGGGGGCUUGUCAUUAGAAAGUAAAUUAAAGUAUGAUAAUAAGUAA